CGCUCCCGCGUCCGGCCGCGCCCGUUCCCCGGGGCUGCGGCGAGGAGACCGGCCGCGGACUCCAGCUCUCGGUCCCCCGGAGCCCGCGCCGCGCCUGCCCCGGGCGGAACGCGGCGGCACUGCGCUCGGGCGUGCGGGUCCGCGGCUCCCCGGCUCCCCGGCGCGGGGGCGUGGGGCUCGCGCGUGCGCAGCGCGAGAACGGAGCGGGCCGGGACCCCGGGCUGGCGCGCGCGCUGCCCCGGCGCGGGGCCACCCUCGGGCACGCGGGCAUGAGCUCCCCAGCGCCGCGACCCCGCUGACGAGCGGGGCCUGGGGGGAUCCGGAGGCGCCCAGGCCGCCGGCGCUGCGGGAGGCCAUGGCGUUCCUGGCGGGGCCGCGCCUGCUGGACUGGGCCAGCUCCCCGCCGCACCUGCAGUUCAAUAAGUUCGUGCUGACCGGCUACCGGCCGGCCAGCAGCGGCUCCGGCUGCCUGCGCAGCCUCUUCUACCUGCACAACGAGCUGGGCAACAUCUACACCCACGGGCUGGCCCUCCUGGGCUUCCUGGUGCUGGUGCCGAUGACCAUGCCGUGGAGUCAGCUGGGCAAGGACGGCUGGCUGGGGGGCACACACUGUGUGGCCUGCCUGGCGCCCCCGGCCGCCUCCGUGCUCUAUCAUCUCUUCAUGUGCCACCAAGGGGGCAGCCCCGUGUACACCCGGCUCCUGGCCCUGGACAUGUGUGGGGUCUGCCUGGUCAACACCCUGGGGGCCCUGCCCAUCAUCCACUGCACACUGGCCUGCAGACCCUGGCUUCGCCCGGCGGCUCUGGUGGGCUACACUGCCCUGUCUGGGGUGGCCGGCUGGAGAGCCCUCACCGCCCCCUCCACCAGCGCCCGGCUCCGGGCCUUUGGUUGGCAAGCUGGGGCCCGCCUCCUGGUGUUCGGGGCCCGUGGUGUGGGGCUGGGCUCGGGGGCUCCCGGCUCCCUGCCCUGCUACCUGCGCAUGGAUGCCCUGGCACUGCUCGGAGGGCUGGUGAACGUGGCCCGCCUGCCAGAGCGCUGGGGACCCGGGCGCUUUGACUACUGGGGCAACUCCCACCAGAUCAUGCACCUGCUCAGCGUGGGCUCUAUCCUGCAGCUGCACGCUGGGGUGGUGCCUGACCUGCUCUGGGCAGCCCGCCAUGCGUGUCCCCCGGACUGA
Molecule: messenger RNA, 1177 nt
Organism: Dipodomys spectabilis (banner-tailed kangaroo rat)
Lineage: Eukaryota; Metazoa; Chordata; Mammalia; Rodentia; Heteromyidae
Gene: Paqr4
Product: progestin and adipoQ receptor family member 4
Exons: 3
Coding region: 356-1177 (273 amino acids)
Cellular component (GO): membrane
Molecular function (GO): signaling receptor activity
Source: RefSeq, a predicted model, not a curated record